Molecule: messenger RNA, 1641 nt
Organism: Paraphaeosphaeria sporulosa
Lineage: Eukaryota; Fungi; Ascomycota; Dothideomycetes; Pleosporales; Didymosphaeriaceae
Exons: 1
Coding region: 1-1641 (546 amino acids)
Biological process (GO): proteolysis
Molecular function (GO): dipeptidase activity; cysteine-type exopeptidase activity
Source: RefSeq, a predicted model, not a curated record
AUGGCGCCUCCCGCUAGGAAUAUCACACUGGCAGCAGUACUCGCCCUUCUCGUGCCCUACACAAGCGCUAGUUAUGCCUUCUACGUCGGCCGCGACCUCACAGCUCUUAAUGCUACCCUCGUAGGCGGCACCGGCGAAGAAGUGUCCUCGCACUGGCUCCAGAUCUUCCCCGCUGCCAAUCACACCUCCAAUGCGACCAUCACGGUUGGUGUGACAGAAGAUGCCGUUCUUCCCGGCAAACUCAUUCAGGUCCCGCAGGUGAACCACACAUUCCGAUAUAUGUCCAUGGAGUACUCGGACUUCGAAGGUUUCCCCGCGCCGUUGACGAAUGGUGGCGUUAACGAGAAGGGCGUCGCUGUGAGAGAUGUGUGGGCAAAUAGCAGACAGGAGCUCUACGAUAUGACGCCUGAUCCGCAGAUUGGCCUGCAGUAUUCUGAUCUCGCACGCGUAGUCCUGGAGCGCGCAAGCACGGCACGUGAAGGUGUCGAGAUCAUCGGAGCCAUGAUCAAGGAAUAUGGAUACGCUGACUACGGAGGAAACUCGCAUCUGAUCGCCGAUGCGAACGAGGGCUGGGUUGUGUGGGAGUUCUCUGGCAGAAAGGGACUUUGGGCUGCUGAGAGACUGGGAACUGACGUCGUAAGGGUGCUGUAUCCUGGGUACAUCGAGGAUUUCCCCGUGGAUUUCCAGAACAGCACAGACUAUAUGGGGUCCAGCAACAUCGUCAGCUUUGCUGUCGAGCAAGGCUGGUGGAGUCCGAAUGGAAGCGAGCCGUUCAACAUCUUCCAUGUGUACGGAUACCAGGUGGAGGGCGAAAAUUUGACUGCUCGUGACGGUGGGAACAAGUACAUGAGCCAGGCUGCGCUAGAGGAAGCUACACUUGCCAUGGCACCUGUCACCGAAGCCGAUAUGCGACAGCGUGUCCGCGACCCCCGGAUCUCUGACGAUGAAGCUGGCUACGGCCAGGUUGUAAGUCUGUUCCAAGAUAUGGACCCAGACACAAUCCGUAUCUGGAACGCGCCUACAGGAUCUGUAGCAGCGCCUUUCAUUCCCUGGUGGUUAGGCGUGGAGUCUGUUCCACCAGAGUUCGGUGAACACCGGUACCUCACCACCGGCGCCUCGUCAUCCUUUCUCAAUCCCGACUUCCAGCUGCAGGAAGCAGCGCAGUUUGCUGGCCGCAUGUUCAAACGGGUCUUGUACUAUAUGUGCUCAAACCCGGACGCCUUCCACCCGCUCGUAACUCAGAUGUACACUGCCUUCGAAAAUCAGUCAACGAGCGACCUGGACUGGGUGGAGAAGAGCGCGCAGACUCUUAUCAGUAGCGGCGAGAGAGAUGCUGCGAAGAGUCUGCUGCAAUUCUACUCACACACUAGAGCAGAAAAAGCUCUUGAUCUUGGCAGGUCGCUCACGGAUGCACUCGAUGGAUACAUCAAGUUGAGUGGACAGUGGGAGAAUCCCGUGGGUUCUCAAAUUAAUGAUGCAGGCGAGGGCGCAGAGACUGUUAACUGCCUAGUGGGAUUUGACCCCGACCAGCCUGCUUGGAAACAGCCCUCGAAUGCGACUAAGAGGAGGAGGCGUACAACAUCUAGACGCAAUGUUGCCAAGCACAACCCAGUGCCAGUCCAGCAAAGUAUCAUCAGCUGA